AUGGAUGCUGGGGAUAACACAGUAUUAGGUGUCGUCGUCAGUCAACCAGGAACAGAUACUCCAGUAGAAGGCAAUGUUGUCAAAGACGCUUUACAUCAGACUAUUCAAGAAGAUGGUCAGACACAAAUUUCCAAUCUUACCCUUGGAAUUGUCAAUGUCCCUACAGUUUCAGACAAUCAACGUGACAACGCGAUCAGUGUUCGUCUAACCGGCAGCCAACGUAGUGAGGUGAGAUUUGUGUUCAUGAACAAGCGAAAAAUUACAUCAUAUAACUUAAAUGUAUUACUUUUGGGGGAAAGUUAGGGCCUGUUUAUAUGGAUGCCGGGCUGGCCCGCUAAGCGAGACAGCCCGGUAAGCGAGAUCUCGCUGUGUAGUUAUUUUUAUAGUAAAAAUCAUCGUGCGUUUAUAUGGACAAGCGGGCUGGCCCAGUUGCCGAGAUCUCGCAUGAAAGAGGCGAGAUCUCGCCUACCGGGAUGGAAAUUUCUCCAUAUAAACACUCGGAAGCGGGCUUGCCCGGUUGCUGGGAUGAAAGUUCAAAGAUACCGCCGCAAGCUAUUUUUAACAACUGUCAAAACAAUACAAUGUAACAAAAUUGUCCCGGCAAGCGGGAUGAAAUUUUCUCAUAUAAACACAGGAGAAAUUCAUCCCGCUUGUCGGGCUGUCUCGCUAAACGGGCCAGCCGGGCUUGCAUAUAAACAGGCCCUUACUUUCGUUUGAAUCUUUUUCCUAUACCUUGUAUUUGACAACGCGACCAGUGUUCGUUUAACCGGCAACCAACCUAGUGAGGUGAGAUUUGUGUUCACGAGCAAGCGAAAAAUGAAUGGACAUCAUAUAACUACCUGUAAAUGGAUUAAAUGUAACUUUUUUGAAGGUAAUAAGUUUGUUUUAAAUAUUGAUGCUUUUUUUGGCUGUUUGCUUUUAUAUAAAUUGCUUUAAAAACUGAUCGUUGACGUAUAAUUGUGCAUAAUGAAAAACACAUCAUUAGUUUUCACCGAAUUAUUAUUAAUUAACUAGAAAUACAUGCAUGCAACAACCCCUCGCCUAUAUUCUCCAAACAUUGUUUCAACAUGAAGUAUUCAUAAUUACGCCAACACUGAACGCAGGCUCGCGUUGCUCACGUCAUGUUAGUCAUGGCAACGCGAUUAAUUUACACGAUAAUUGUUUUUUUUAAAUUUUUUGUACCAACCUGCAAAAAAUAGAUGAAACUUUAACACGUUGAAAUACAGAACUAUCAAUUUCUAAAAUAUAUAAAGUAGGUAUAUUAUUUUGGUUUCUAUGGGCUUUAUUUUAAUGUAAAAUUCGAAACGAAAAUCUACGUAUUAAAUUUAAAAACGUUUUUAAAUGUGAAUUGAAAUUAUAACGGCUUUUUGCCGAUAUUAAUACCUUAGGAUUUCUCAUACUAAAUCAAUUCUUAUAAAUGUUUACGUUUAAAAAUUGAAAAAAGGUUUUACAAUUUGUUAUGUGAAACGAUUUUCCAAGCUUUCUUACAUGUAUUUUAUAUUUCCCCCUUCUUCACUCCUGGCAAACAGCCAUAUUUUGAGAUCAGUGAGAUGACCACCCAUACACCCAUGAACCACGCCCGCGAUAUUUGAUGAACUUUAGACCAGUGAACUCUCUAUAUAUAUAUAUAUAUCUGGAACGAUAACAGCGAGCGAAAAGUGAAGCCGACAAAAAAAUCACGACAUAGGUAUUCGUCAUUGUCUUCGUCAUCAACUGUUCAAGAACUUUCUUACAGUAUUAAAAAUCACUUACAUAUAAAAUUUGUAAUUGUUUUGAAAGUUUUUAUCACAGUUUUUAUAUCUUUAUUCACUUAACCUGAAGAUGGAGUUAUACUCCGAAACGUAGUUAUUAAAAUAAUUUUUUACUAAGCCCAUAUGGUCUAAUUUAUAUUCAAACACACGUACAUAUUCAUUUACAUUUUGCUGGCAGGCAAAUUCCGAUCACACAAUAAAUUCUUUAAAAAAUAACGUACCAGUGUAUUGACUAAAAACUAUAAAACUGGUAAACUAAAAAACAAUUCAAACAAUCGCGAAAAAUGGCAACGGCAAAGUCACAGUUGCAAGUCAAUUUACCUACCUGUGAAAUGAAAUUUUCUCGCAAGAAUAUCUCCUUCCUUGUGCAUCCAGAACGACAGUACGACACAAUAUAUUUGAAAAAGUGAUUCUUUUCUCCACACGGGGAAGUUUUCCUCGACUUUUUUCCGACAGGGAACUCAAUGCAGUAAAUUUUAGGAGCAAAACAGUUUGCUCCUAAAAUGUAUUGCAUUGAGUUGGCCAUGUUUUUAAUUUUUUUUUUCGUGAUUGCGUUCAAAUUUAUACUGGCCGUGCAACGGUUUGCAAGAGGGAGAAUGAAACUGACGUCCAAUCCGCGUAAACCUGACGUUUGAGGGACUGAGACUGACGUCCAAUCCGCGUGAAAGACUGGUAUCGAGGCUUCAUUGUUUUCACAAUCAAAUGACUGAAUGUUAUCGUUCCAGAUAUAUAUAUAUAUAUAUAGAGUUCACUACUUUAGACUUCGCUAGUACGUUCCUUUCCCCGGGUGUAAAUAGCCGGGCGGAAUUAAUACCCUCGCCCCGGGCUUACGCCAGGAACGGCGCUCCGAAAAUUACACUCGCCAUAUUUUUAAGAGUUACGUUUUAAACUGAGGGUUUCACUUCGGAUGAAGAUGGGAGCAAUCAUAUCUAAGGUUGGUGAUUCAACUGUUUCAUCAAAACAAAAAAUCCUGUAAACACAGUACAAAAUUUCACUUUUCAGUCGGUUAUGAAUACAUAUAUGUUAUUUACCGGCUGCGAGGCCCGUACUGAAAAAACAUUUUUCCGAGGUCUCAGAAGCGGGCCGAGGGACGCUUCUGAGGCCGAGGGAAAAUAUUUUUUAGUACGGACCGAUCUAAACGGUAAAUAACGUGUUUAUUUUUUUAUUUGAUAGUUCAUGGUUAUAAUGAAUUCCGAUAAAAUUCCAGUUGCGAAGUACAUUUGAGAUCAGUUGCGUUUGUUACUUUAGUGCAAGCAUGGUGGACAAACUGCUAAAACGACGCGAUAAAAGCUGGAUAAAAAGCUUUUAGUUUCAUUGCAAUAGAAUGCUUUUCUACUCAACAAGAAAACAGAAGGUAAACAAAGUAAAAAUAUUUAUUUUCCGAUUCGUUUUGCAGCAUGGACAUGCUUGAAAAAUGCUUUUUCAACAACAUUUAUAAAAACAAUUUUGCCCGAAUAAGCCCAGGAAUCGUCUUUAAACUGCCGUUUAAGGUUUUUUUUUUAAAUUUUAUGUUUAAGGACAAGUUGUAGCCUACGUUGUACUAUUAUAUUUAUGCGUAUAUUUUCGAAGAAUAGCUGUAUAUAUGUAGAAUAUUUGUACCAUUAAAACAUGUAGCAAUGGCAAGUGUUUUUCGAUGUUUAUAUUUGUUUUUUUCGCAGUUUGGUCGGGGAAAAGUGCAUUUCGAGCUUGGCACUAAGUCCACUGAAGCCAAUUCACUGUAUUUUACUGUCUUUAGUAUCGAUAGGGUAGAUUUUUAAACUAUUUAGGUAGUAUUUUGAGUUUGAAAAUUGUCUUCACUCCUCGGUUUUUCGCGAAAAAAUAACUCUUUUGGACCACGGUCAAGAUAUCGUCAAAAGCUGCCCGCUGCUGCAGCCAAUCAGAUUGCAGGAAAUAAAAAAUAAUACUAGGCAUGCACAAAUAAAAAAAUAAAAUGCAUUGUUUUCUUUUGUCAAACUAAACAAAAGAUUUGUGUAUUUCAACGUUGCCAUACCCCUGUGCCACAUAUUGCCGUAACGCAACCGCCAUUUCAAAAUAACUAUGACCCUGGCAAAACACACAAAGCUUUUGUUUAGUUUACAAAACACAAAAGAAAACAAUGCAUUAUAUUCAUAACCGACUAAAAAAUGAAAUUUUGUACUGUAUAUAUUUACAGGAUUUUUCGUUUUGAUGAAACACGCUAACCUUAUGAUUGCUCCCAUCUUCAUCCACAGUGAAACCCUUAGUUUAAAAACGUUACUCUAAAAAAACGGCGAGUGUAAUUUUUGGAAAAAACGUCGCGUGCAUUUAAAUUAUUGCAUUGAAAAAAUGUCGCGUGUAAUUAUUGCAUUGAAAAAACGUCGCAUGUAAUUCUGAAGAAAAAAACGGCGAGUGUAAUUUUGAAGGAAAAAAAACCCGAAUGUAAUGGUAAAAAAACUCGGCGAAUGUUUACAGUCAUGGCCCUUCUCGGCCAUCGUAUAGAAUCACUCCACAUUUAUGCACGUUUUCGUCGAGGAAAGGCAAAGAAAUAUAAUUGACUGUUCGCGGAAAAUUUACAUAAUUGAGCGCCUUAGAGAAAUUGAUCGAGGUAGGUAAAGCUUUGCUGUUUUUAAUUUACUUUAUAUUCUGUUAUUUGUUGUGAUUUUGGAGCAGUUGUGCUCGCAAAUAUGAUUAUUUAUCAGGCGUUUAUAAACUUAAAUAUUUAUAUAUCGUGAAAGGCCACGCUUAUCAAAAUACUCAAUUCAUAUAUAUAUAUAUACUCAAAUUGAAACGGAGUCUUUGUGCUCGCAUUGAUAAUAUUGUGUGCAAAGCUUCAAAACUACAGUGCAUUUUGUAAAUAACAUGAAAUAGUUGAAACGAAAUAGCAUUCUACGUCGAUAAUUUCAAUCACAGUUUUAAUAAUUUUUUUCAAUCUAUUACAGUAGUUUACCAUUUCCACGGGUUUUUAUACUUUCAAAACGCUACAAUAAAGCUAAAUUUGUAGGAAAUAACAUUAUUUCGAUAUAAAAUAUAGUAAAGGAAAUCGAAAUCUAACAGUCAAUCGCUUUCGAUGAGGGAAGCCUCACAUAUCGAUUUUGUCCAUGAGAAACGUCAUAUGUUCGUUUCUCUGGAGUCCCCCCCCCUGAGAAACGUCACAUAGUUAUCGAUAUUUUGUUCUUAUAGUACACAUAAGCUAAUUUUCUACUAUUUUCUACGGUCGGCUAUUGGCGAUGCUUUCGCAAGGAAUAUGUCAUCUUCUGCUGACAUAUGUUUUUUAUUAAUAUAUAUGAACUUCAAAAUUUCCAACGUUUCUUCAAAUUUCUUUUUUUGCCUGAAAUAUUGACAAUUUUAGCGCGUUUUUCUUGAAAUUUGAGUGUUUUCAAUGCAAGGAAGGCGUAAUAAUAUAAAUGUAUAGAACAGGUAUGGUAUUACGAAUGUAUACACUGGUGUUUGUAUCAAGUUGUUUUCUUUUUUAUAUUCUGCAAUGAUGAUUCCGAAAUGUUAAGGCUUUCGAAAAAACCAUCGAAUUUUUCCAUGAUGUUUUACAGAGAAACGCCACAGCUGAAACCCCCCACCCCCAAACGAACAUAUGACGUUUCUCGUGGAAAAAAUUGAUAUGUGAGGCAUCCCUAAGACCUUGACCUUGUUUAUAUUACCGUCGCUUGCAACUAACGAUGAACAGUCGCUCAUAAGAACAUUGCCUAUUCGCGUGAGAAUUUUAAGUUUUCUUAUUUUGACAUAAUAGUUAUUUUUCAAUAAAUAUAUUGAUAUUAAACUUAUUGAAUCAAUAUUUUAAGUUUCAGGCCAGUUGUACCAAAAGUUAUAAGCGCUAGCGCAUCAUAAGGUUUCAUGGUUUUGAUCACAGAGAUCAUAAAUAACACUUUGGGGUACUUUUUUGAAAACGACGUGAAAAAUCGAAGCGAUCUGAAAACAUUUUUUCUAAAUAUUUAACUGUAAAUUAACUUAUAAUGAUUAUAUUCACAAUUAUAGUUAUACAAAUCCCUUAUUCACUGCGUAGAUUCUCAGAUUUGGAAAAGGCAGUACCCCAAAAAUGGCGGCGUGCCAAAUGUUAAUUCUCUCUGUGCAACAGCCGUAAAUUAUUUUAUAUUGCAAUAUCCAGUUAUUGCAAUAUGGUGUUAUUUAUAAUCUCUAUGGUUUUGAUGGCAUGCGACAUGUACGCACUGCGUACCUAUUUUUUAUUAUAUUAAAAUCUUUAAAUAAAGAGGAAAGCGGAGUUAUUUGUAUGCGAGAAUUUGAAAUAAUUUUAUUUCAAACUCAAAGGUAAAAAGUAGUAUAAGGGUAGAAAGUUGUAUAACGAUUAAAGGUAGUUUAGUUUUAAGAACAUUUUAAAACGUUUUGCGAAGCUUUUGUGGUGGAGUUUCACAUUAAAUUGAAGCUUAUUUUACGUAUAAUAACCUACCUAACAUAUCUAUUUUCGGAAAUUGAUAAUUUUGUAAUUAAAAGUGAGAUUUUUAGGGGAUUUUUCAAUUCUAAAAAUAUUCUUAAUAUAAUUAUCGUGUUCCAUGACAACUACUUUGACUACUUCAUUUUCGGAAAAUAUAUAAUGGUUUUGCCAGCAAGGCGAGCGGUUUCUGCAUUCAUGUAUUUCUAGUUUGUAUUGUAUAUUUGUAGUGGACGCUGCAACAAGAUAUAUCAUUCCGAAAUAACAUGUCUGAAGCAAUCGCCCAGUUUUGUGGUCAGAGUGAUGCACGAUUGGCCUCGUGCAAUCUCAGACGGUAUGUUAAUAAUGAAGUAUAUAUUACAAUAAAAGGUAAUACAUGACAUCACUAUCAUGGUUUUACGUAUUAUAAUACCAGGAGUACAUAUAAUGUAAUAAUAAAAGUGAAUAGACGAGGUAGGUUUUUGGUGAAGUAUAGAUUAACAAAUCAGAGCUGACGUUUCGUCCAGCAAAUGAAGCUAAAGCAUACUAGUGUUAAUGAAAUUCAAAUCAAAACAAAUUCUUGGAUCGAAUCCUCCAAGACGUUAUAUAUAUAUAUAGAAAUUACAUGGAUCAUGAAUAUAAUAUGAUGUAAUCGAAUGAUAUAAAGACUGUGCCACUAAAAUUAAUAAGCUCAACAAGGAGACUAAACAUUUAAUAGGAAAAAUCAGCGAUACAAAGUUUGUAAGUCGACGUUUCGAUGUCAUCAUAACACCAUUAUCAAGACUAAGAUAAAAAUAAGCUAGUUCACUACGAUUUAAAUACAGAAUUUUGUGUAUAGAAUACAUUAUAAUAACAUUAAAUUACCAUGUUAUAAAAACAAAGUUAAUGAGGCAUACUAAAAUAGUUUGGACUUAAUUGAGUCUGACUGUCCGUUCAAACUAGGUUUAUAUUGUUUAAUAAGCAACAUUUCAUGGAUUAGGCAAUCAAAUUUGUUCUUACACUUGCGAAGGAUCGAAAAAUUUUUGUUAAGUGCCUCCACACUUUCUCCAUGUACGUCUUUAAUAUGCUUUCCCACGACAGAGCUCGUAUGUUCUUCAAUCCGUUGAUGUAGGUGUCGAGUUGUAAAACCGACCUAACCAGCCUCGCACUGGUCACACUGGAACUUGUAGACAACGCAUUGUUUGGACAGUAGAGCUGGCUUCUUUUCGCGUACUCUCAACUCCAAUUUAAUUUUCUUACUAACAAAGACCUGUCUUAAUCGCUUUCCCACUUUAUUCGAUAAAUCAGACAACUGAUUCUUCACCAUUGUCGCUGAUUUCUGAUCCUUAAACGGUAAGACAAUGUUAAUGGCGUCACGGUCGUCAACUUUAGUUUGAUGAGGAGCGUUGUCUUGGGAACCAGAGUCUUGAGCCACAAAUUCAUUUACAACUUUCGAAAUAAUAGAUCUAACCAACGCCUCAGGGUACUUAAGUCGAACAAACAAAAGAAGGAGCCGAUCGCAUUCUUCUUUAAAUAAUUGAAGCGAUGAUGACAACAUUUUAGCACGGUGUAACAUUGUCUUAAUCAGACCUAUUUUAUAUCGAUUAUCGACUUGACUUUGAUAAUGAAGUAAAAGGCCCGUGUCCGUGGAUUUGCGAUAAACACUUGUUGAAAGGCGGUUUCCUUCUUUCGUCAGCAUUGUACCGAGAAAGGGAAGCUGACCAUUUUCAUUUUGAACUUCCAUUGUAAAUGACAGCGAAGGAUGAGCGUUGUUUAAGGCUUGAUGGAAACUAUGAGCCUCAUCCAUGUUGGCAACAGCACUUAGUGUAUCGUCACCAAAGCGGUUAUAGUUCUUUGGCAUCUUCCCUUCGUUUUCUAACUUUUCUUCUUUUUAGCACAUCAUAGCAUUUGCCAUGAGAGGCCCCAAAGGGGAUCCCAUGGCAACGCCAUCAACCUGUUUGAAUAAUUGCCCAUCAAACUGGAAAAGUUGAUCUUUUGUAGCUAUUUCUAGCAGCUUGACCAACUGACAAACCACUGAUUAACAACAAGUACAUGAUUAAUGAUGUCUUUGAGUUUGUUGAAGAUAUCAAACAUAGGCAAAUGAGAGAAUCAGAUAUCUUGGUAUCCUUUGAUGUAACCGCCUUGUUUACCAACGUUCCUGUCGAUGAGACAAUUAAUUAUAUCGUGAAAAAGGCAUUUGCAGACAACUGGUUCAAUGAUGUUUACAACCUCAAUUUGUCUGAAGAUCAGUUGGUCAAGCUGCUAGAAAUAGCUACAAAAGAUCAACUUUUCCAGUUUGAUGAGCAAUUAUUCAAACAGGUUGAUGGAAUGAUGGGGUUACCAUGGGAUCCCCUUUGGGGCCUCUCGUGGCAAAUGCUAUGAUGUGCUUAAUAGAAUAAAAGUUAGAAAACGAAGGGAAGAUGCCAGAGAACUAUAACCGCUUUGUUGACGAUACACUAAGUGCUGUUGCCAACAUGGAUGAGGCUCAUAGUUUCCAUCAAGCCUUAAACAACGCUCAUCCUUCGCUGUCAUUUACAAUGGAAGUUCAAAAUGAAAAUGGUCAGCUUCCCUUUCUCGGUACAAUGCUGACGAAAGAAGGAAACCGCCUUUCAACAAGUGUUUAUCGCAAAUCCACGGACACGGCCCUUUUACUUCAUUAUCAAAGUCAAGUUGAUAAUCGAUAUAAAAUAGGUCUGAUUAAGGCAAUGUUACACCGUGCUAAAAUGUUGCUAUCAUCGCUUCAAUUAUUUAAAGAAGAAUGCGAUCGGCUCCUUCUUUUGUUUGUUCGAAUUAAGUACCCUGAGGCGUUGGUUAGAUCUAUUAUUUCGAAAGUUGUAAAUGAAUUUGUGGCUCAAGACUCUGGUUCCCAAGACAACGCUCCUCAUCAAACUAAAGUUGACGACCGUGACGCCAUUAACAUUGUCUUACCGUUUAAGGAUCAGAAAUCAGCGACAAUGGUGAAGAAUCAGUUGUCUGAUUUAUCGAAUAAAGUGGGGAAGCGAUUAAGACCGGUCUUUGUUAGUAAGAAAAUUAAAUUGGAGUUGAGAGUACGCGAAAAGAAGCCAGCUCUACUGUCCACAUUAUUAAUACUUCCUCCCGUGAGAAACGUUUUGGUGAUAUCUGGAAAGCUUAUAACAUUUGUCCAAUCCCAAAGUGUAAUCCUUGUACUGCUUUUGAGAGUAUAAGGCCUAUAGCAAUUACAAGCAUUUUUUCCAAAAUACAAGAGAGUUAUGCGUUGGAAUGGAUGUUGGAUGAUUCCAAAGAGAACAUCGGCAGAAGGCAGUUUGGUGGAAUCCCUUUUUCAUCACCGGUAUUGGCAUUAUUGGAAAUGCUCCGCAACUGGUAUUCAGCAAUGGAAACUCCAGAUACAGUGAUCCGUGUUAUAUUUUUAGACUUUACUAAAGCGUUUGAUCUCAUAGAUCACAAUAUCCUUCUAUCCGUUUUGAAAGAGGUGGGUAUACGGCCUGCCUUGUUACCCUGGCUAGCGUCGUAUCUGUCUCAACGUCAACAAAGAGUUAAAUUUGACGGGAAAUUGUCUGAGUUUCAAUACAUCAACGCAGGUGUACCACAAGGGAGCAAGAUUGGUCCUUUUUCCUUCAUUGCUAAGAUUAAUCGUCUACUGGAUGUUGCAGUUACGGGCAAUUCAACAAAUACGGAACAAGUUUCAAUAUUUAUACACGAUACUACGUUAUCGGAAAUAUUGGAUGUAACUAACCGUAAGUCAAAUCAACCAAUUGGAAACAUGGAAUUUAAUAUCCAGAGGAUAUCAAACUUUUGUGCUGAACAAAGGAUGGUAUUGAAUGUUAAAAAAACAAAAGAAAUUAUUUUUGAUUUUCGUGCCAAGAAAACUACAAUAAGAAGUAUCAAGCUAUAUGACUCCCAACUUGAAAGGGUCUCAUCUUUCAAAUUAUUGGGAGUAUGGCUUCAGGACAACUUAAAGUGAGAUAAAAAUACUGAGUUUAUCGUAAAGAAAGCAAGGAAGGGGUUGUAUUUUCUCAAAGUACUUAAAAAGUAUGGAGCACCAACACAGGAUUUGCUACAAUUUUAUUGUAGUGUAAUUAGAUCAACCUUGGAAUAUGGAGACGUGUUGUGGCAUGGUGGAUUAACCAAUGCUCAAAGUAAUCAAAUAGAAAGAAUACAGAAAAGAGCUUUCAGAAUAAUAUUACCCGGUAUCGAUUACUCAGUGGCCUUCAAUCGCCUUAAGAUGCAAAUGCUAAGUGAAAGGACGCGAGACUCAUUGUGUUGACUUGAUGGCAAAUAUAUCUUCACCCGAGCACCGUAUACAAAACUUACUUCCAGAUCGUGUUAGAGAUACAAGACAAAGAGAAACCAGAUCUAAUCCCAAUAUGUAUUAUAACUUUAAGUUUCGAACAGAGAGAUUUGAGAACAGUCCUUUGGUGUACGCUAUAAAUUGUUAUAGUAGUAGUUUAGCGAGAUCUUAGUUUUACCAAGUUUUACAAACCUUGAUAGUUCAAUUAUAUAUUUUUUAAUUAUCUAACAACUCAUAUUUCACUUUAUAUAAGGUAUUUUUAUAAAGAAUAUUUUACAUAAUGUAUAAUGUAAACUGUAAAUAUUUCAUCUUAAAUUUUUAAUGUAAGUGCAUGGCAAUUAAGGCUUUAUAUGGCCUUCUUCAUGUAUCAAUAAUUAAUAAAAAUAAUAAUAAUAAUAAUAAUAAUAAUAACAAUAAACAAUGCGUUCUCUACAAGUUCCAGUGCGACCAGUGCGAGGCUGGUUAUGUCGGUUUUACAACUCGACACCUACAUCAACGGAUUGAAGAACAUACGAGCUCUAUCGUGGGAAAGCAUAUUAAAGACGUACAUGGAGAAAGUGUGGACGCACUUAACAAAAAUUUUUCGAUCCUUCGCAAGUGUAAGAACAAAUUUGAUUGCCUGUUGUUGCUUAUUAAACGAUAUAAACCUAGUUUGAACGGACAGUCAGACUCAAUUCAGUCCAAACUAUUUUAGUAUGCCUCAUUAACUUUGUUUUUAUAACAUGGUAAUUUAAUUUUAUUAUAAUGUAUUCUAUACACAAAAUUCCGUAUUUAAAUCUUAGUGAACUAGCUUAUUUUUAUCUUAGUCUUGAUAAUGGUGUUAUGAUGACAUCGAAACGUCGACUUCAAAACUUUGUGUCGCUCAUUUUUCCUAUUAAAUGUUUAAGGAGACUAAAGUCGUUUAAUUCAUUAAUUAAUCUUGAUAUUCUUCUGCAUGUGUGUCGCGAUAGUGGUACUUCCAUUGACUAAAGACGUUUUCUGUUAAUUAUAGAAAUCAACUGAACGAGAUUAAUUUCCAGAAUAUCGAGAUUUUGCCCCAUUCUCCCACGCAAGAUGCCGACGAUUCAGUUCUGUCAUUCUUUGUUAGUCUACCAGAUGGAGCAACAAUGCCCUCAGAUAUUUUGAACUAUAUUUACAGUUCAUCACCAAAUGUCAUAUCACAACCUACUGUACUAAAUACGACUAUGAGUCAAAAUCCUGUCCUGACAGCUGAUCAAACUGAAAACCUUGUACAACUUACAAUAAAUGGACUCAAUCCAACACAGGUAUACCGUUUUUUUUAUCAUCUACGUGUCUACGAAAAAUUGCAUAUGCUAACCAAACAAACCCUGAACUUUAUUUAAACUAUAGUUACAGGGUUCGGAGUGAGUGUAAACUUUGACAACAACAAUAGCGAGUUUUUUACAGUCAAAAACAUUACGCAAGCAUUCAAAGGACGUUUUUGGCUUUCUUUGACUCAAUAUAAGUUUAAAAACCGGAUAAGUGCAUCCACACUCCACAGAUCUAUUUUUGUUCAAAAUAUGUAAAUUACAAACCCUGAACUUUAUUUAAACUAUAGUUACAGGGUUAGAAGUGGGGGCAACAGGAAUAGCCAUCUUCUAGUUGGCGCAAAAGUAGCAGCGUGAGAAAGGCUUGUUUUUAACAAAUUGGCGAAUCGGAGAGCUUUUUUGAUCCGCUAAAAGCACUAAUAGUGCAUUUAAGAUGAUAAAUGUAUGAUUUAGCCGGCAAGUGAUAGCUUUACCUUCAAGUUUCAGGGUUCGAAACAUAUGUACCCUAGUACAGAUAUUUUUUCGUGCGCCAUUUUUAUUUUUUCGUUCUGGCAAAACUUAAAAUUUGAUCACUAUUCACCGUCAAAAUAACAAAUUAAAUCAUAUAUACCAUGGCGUAUAUUUUCUUUUUACUGUGAUAUAAAAAAUCAAAAUUUGAAAAAUACAAAAAAGAAAAAAAAGAAAAAAUAUAAAACAAGAUUUACAUAUUUUUGGUUCAGAAAUGUUUAUAAAUAAUUGUUUCGUGAUUUAAGCGCAUUACGGAUGUCGCGCCAGCAACAUUGCUUUUGCCAGAGCGUUUCCUGUCCCGGUCUUCUGGAUUGUCUAUGGUAAAAUCAAAUGCCGAUAGCAACGCUUAUGAUAAUUUAUCUAUUAAUAAGUCCCCCUCUCUAAUAUGGCCCCUCCUUUUAGAUCAAGAAAUGUAUUAAAUUGUAAAGACUCGAAAACGUCAGUUGCGAACGUCUGUUUACUUCUGUCAAAUCUUCAGAAAGUUAUACAGUUAUAUUGAUCCAGACAGCAUUUCUGACGAAAUGUUUAUCAAACAAGCUGUUGGGAAGUUUGCUUUGAAUUUUAGGUUAAUUUAGAUUUAAGCUAACCAGCUUUCGAACAACUGUGUGUCCAAUAUUUUGCAAUGUGUAAUAAAUUGCGUUUCUUUGACGCCUCCGCGCCAACCCCCAGUUUGUGGAAUGGGUUUUCAUGUAGGAGAAAUGUACGAGAAGUAAUAAUUUUUAUUAUAUGCAUGGACAAUGGUGUUUUACUGGAAACUAAAACACUCGUAGAACUCAUAUGCGGACCAGAACUCCGGGACCAGAUGCGCGUAUUUUCCGUACUUUACGCUUGCAAGUGACGUACGAAGUUCGAAAAUUUCCCGCCAUUUUCAUCGUCAUUGUUUUGAAAAUACAAAUGGUCUUUGAUUCGUAUAUAAAACGAAACUAACGUUCGAAAUAAAACGAAAACAUUUAAAAGACAUCUUGAGAUAGUAAAAUAUAUUCUAGUAUUUAUCCUCUAUCUCCCCCAUUCUUCUGUUUCCUCUUUCGGCUGUAAUUCAUGCACUAUGCUUCCACUUGAAAUAAGACUAAGUUGUUACUUGCGGAUCUGACAAUUAAAAUCUUAUAUUGCAUUAGGCCUACAUUAAAAAAGGUGAAAUAUCUUAUCAAUAAACAAAUUAUAUGUCUUUUAAUGGCAGGAUGUUAGGUUGGAUGUCGAAACUACAAUUGCAAACAGAUUGAAUGCAUAUUGUCACAAUUCGGGGGCUGUAAUUUGUCUUACUAAUGGGUAGGUUUGUGAAAAGUGUUAUUAUAAAUUUUGUAUUAAUGCCCUGAGUCAACGAAGAUACUAAUUUCGCGCCCGCGGCUAUAUGAAGGUAUGGGUGUUUGCGCCCGGGUAUAAUUAUGAAGGUAAGACAAUAAUCGCGAACAAAUGGCAACUGUAAUGAAAUUAGUUUAAGCCGUUUUUAUACCGUUUAUUGACUAGAAAUACUGAACAUGCAUGAUUUUAAGCCUGCUUCAAAUUCAAACUUUUAUAUGUCGUUUAUAGCUACUAUUGCAAGAAAGUUCAAGUGUUACAUGCCAAAAUUGAAGUUAAUAUAAUUAUCAUGAACAUAAUUAAAACGCGUUCCAAAGAAUUUUGAACAGUUCCAAACUUGUGAUUUUUCGCACAGAUUGGGGAAAAUAAAGAAAAGCCGCAGACUCGUCAUUUUUUUAAAGAAAUUCGGACAGACACAAUUUGAUUGUCUGCACAAUUUUAAACACCUUUUUUGUAUCUGCGAAUGCAGAUAUAUUAUCUGUUUUGACUCUAAUCUCUAUGCAUACUCAUAGUUAAUAUACUUUAUGUCUUAAGUAUGGUCUAUGGAUACAAAUAGAGGCGAAUAUAUGCGAUAUUGCGAUUCGAAGUUCCAACCAGACACAGUACUAAAAUGCGGUGCGCGCGUACAAAUAAAACUUUCGGCGUUUCUAGCCUGCGUAGCAGUCGGUAUUCGCGGGCACAAGAUAUCUCUCGUGCCUGCGAAUACCGCCGCACAAGUAAAGUUAUAUUUAGCACACUACAUUCUCCUGUCGACCGCCAGUUGCUCCGUACGUUAGGAUCAAAACUGCGUUUUAAAGCCUUCAAAAUAAAAUAUUUUGGACUCAAAAUACUAGCAAAAUGAGGAGAAAAUGAGACGAAUCCACUGGCAUACGCCCGAAAACGAGAAAACCAACAAUUCCGAAGUUAUUAAGGAUCAAACGGACUGCAUUUUUAAUUAGUUUAAUAAUUUUGAGCGAUUUGGCAACAAUACAAUUUCGCUUAUUAAAACUGCACAUUAAAACCUUCAAAAUAUAAUAUUUUGGGAUCAAACUACUAACAAAAUAAAGAGAAAAGUGAGACGAAUCUACUGGUAUACGGCCGAAAAAGAGAAAACCAACAAGACGAAAGUUAUCAAGGUCAAAUGUAUUGCAUUUUUAGUUAGUUUAAUAAUUUUGAUCUAUAUGUGAACAAUACCAUUUCGCUUGUCUUUCAAAGGCCAUAAAUCGCUAGAAUACUGUUGUUUAGUAAUACAUUUGACAUCUGUGAGUAAAAUUUCUUACGCUGAAUCGAACGGUGGUCGGUGGUAUUUUUGUCCUUAUUGGGCACAUGAAACCAGAGAUAAGGCGCAGCAAAAAGUCAAUCGUGAGAGUCCGAGAUCAAUUGGAAAGAAAACUUUCCUCGAAAAAAGGAAUUCGGAAAACGUGAAGGAUUAUUUUGAGCGGCUUGUCUUUCGAAGGCCACAAAUCGCUAGAAUAGAAGUCAAUUUUGAAAUCUAUUUCCCAUCCGUAAAUACAAGUUUUCACGCUGAUUCGAACAGUGGUAUUUUUGUCGUUGUUUGACGCAUCAAACCAGAGAUAAAGCCCAUAGGCGUACCGGGCGGGGGGACGUGCACGUGCAAGGAAUUUCUAGUAGGCGAUUAAGGCCCGGUUUAGACGGCGAACUUUUCAUGCGCCGAAUCUAAUUGUCGCAGAUACGGCAAAAUAUGGGAAACUGAUUUAGACGUUGAACUUAAUUGUACCGCACCAAAUUCCGAGGACACUAUAUUGGACAUAUUUACAAUGCAAAUAUAUGAUAAUCAUAUUAUAAUAUUAAAAAAUAGUUAUGCAUUAGGUUCGGUGCAUGAAAAGCACGGCGUCUAAAUCAAUGUCGAACCUGUGUCGCAUAUACGACUUGUCUUGUCGCAUCUUCGGGUCAUGUCGAAGUUAAUCAAAACCUGCCGAACUUAAUUGAUUUAGACGCCGCUCCAGCGUCGCACUUAAUUCUUGCAUUAGAUUCGGUGCAUGAAAAGUUCGCCGUCUAAACCGGGCCUAAGGAAACGUAUUCUCUGUUCUGGUUCCAUGGAUGGAGGCGCCGGGAGAGUUGGUUGACUUGCCCCAAACGACGCGAUGACGGCCUGUGACACAGCCGAGACAAUUCUCUGCAUCGCUUCCUCCGAGAGAUCAGGCGGUGUGAUGUUCGGCGACGCUGAUGGUGUAGCAGCCAUGGCAGGCGAUGUUUCGACCCUAGCUGCACUGGUUGCAGUUGUAGAUGCUGCUGUUGUCCGACGCCGCCGAGAAGAGGCACUAUAGGUACUGCUGCUACUUGAGCUCGGCGCUGGACACGUGUACUUGGGCGAGUUGCGGGCAUUCUAAAAGGAAAAUGUCAGAACGCAGACAGGCAGAAUUGGGUUUGGCCAGAGUUUGCUGGUUGCGUCUGGUGAAGCGAUUCGUGAUAUAGUUGUAUAUUUGUAUAGCUAUAAAUGUAUACGCAUGCAGUAACACGAAAACGUGAACAAACAACGCAGCGGAAUAAUCAUGGCAUACAGCGAAGGUAGCCGCAAAAGAUUAUCCUUAAGAAUUCCUGCAAUAUCUACCACAUUAAACAUUGACAAACAAACAAACAAACAAACAAACAAACAAACUAGAACGACAGUAUGCCUAGAAUAGCCGCAUUGCGGAUCAUUUUUCACUGAAUUCAGCUAAAUUUGUUAUACGUAUGAAUUCCAGACACCCUAUUACGAGGUAUAUCGGUGUCUGACUUUCAGACACUCGAUUCGGUAACCAUCUUGCAUGAUCGUUUAUUCUAUUUCCAGCGAAAUUCUGAAAUUCAAACACCCCUAUAUAUUGCACCAGUUAUUCUAUUGCCCAUCCAUGUUAACAGACAGUAAAAUGAACAUUUAUAUCAGAAUAUUCAGCGAAAAUAGCUAAAAACAUUCAAAAUAAGUUUUUUUUUUACCAAUUCCUUCGAUUUUCAUUGAUUUUGGAGGUAUAGCCUGAACACACUCAGCACAAAUUAUAGAAAAAUAACAAAAACGUAAGCCAGAAAAAUUGCUGUCAGCAAAUAUCAAGAUUAUACAUCAAUACAAUUUAGACACAAUUUCGCAGGAAAUCGCCUUAUUCUUCGAAAUUUGGGGCAAAAUCACGAUGACUUGGCAAUUAAACAGCAUUUUGGCAGAAAAAUGAGAAAAUUCCGCAAAAUAUUGCAAAUGAUAGUACAAAUUCGAAGUUUAGAGCUGUUCAAAAAUCUUUGGAACGCGUUUUAAACUUAUUUGGUUACAACUGCAUGGUAUUAGCAACUUCCCUUCAACGUAAACUUAUUCCAGUUAAUGGUGAUAUCAAAAAGGGAUUUCUUUUAUAAAAAUAUGUUUGGUCAUAACAUACAUGUAUUUUUCUAUCAGAACCUUCACCAAGAAUGAUGUUCUUGUCCAAAUUGAUCCUGCUGCUGGCAAUAUCAAUUUCGUCGUUCUUAAUCCCCAGAUAGGAUCAUCAGUUCCAGCCAGUAGUGUACAAAAUGCGAUCAGUGGAGAGUUUAUGUCCGACCUUCUCGGCUUAGCAUUUACAGUGCCAGUACCGCAGGAAAAUAUUGAUAACGCAAUCAAUGUCGUAUUGAAAGAGUUCCAAGCAGAUCAGGUUAUUUUUUCAUGUACUUAUUAUUGCAAGGGCGCCACCAUGCAGAGCCUUGGAAAUAGUCUUAUUAGGAUGUUUUACCAUGUCCAGAUAUAGCCUACUAACUGUAAACAGUGUAAAGUCUAUUGAUGUUGACUAACAUUUUGAGCCGUAUACUGUAAAGGGCGUGUGUUAUUCAAAUUUAAAAAUGUAUGUACCGCCAUUAGACGUGGAUUCCAAUUGAUCUGGUCAUGCAUAACGAUUAGCUGAGCUAACUCAAUUCUGAAAUGCUCGUUCAGUGAAAUUCGAUUUAUAUACUAGUCUACGUUAACUGUAUAUAGAUGAUAUAAUUAUAUUUGCGACUCCUCAGUUGUCGUCAACGUUCGAAAUGAAGGGUAAUUAUUGUAAAUUUGUGAUUAUGUAAGUUCUUUCAGUACAGUGUGAUUAUUAUGAUUUAAAACGGCAUUAUAUAGAAAGUGCACGUACAAUUCGACAAAUUGUACGUACUUCAAAUUUUUUAUGCAUAUAUAUUUAUUAUAGUUCAAGUAUUUACUAAUUUGCUAUUUAUAUAGUGGUCUCUCCGAGAUGAACUCUUUCGGCGGAACAUGGCAGAGGAAAUCAAGGCAUUCUGUAUCAUGUCAACGUACCAUCGUGAUAUCUGUAACAUUUCAGAGUAAGUCCUUUAAACACAAUUUGAUUGUAUAUAGCAUGAUCGUAUUGCAAGAUAUGUGUCAUAUGUAGGUUGUAGUCUAUAGCGUAAACUUGCUCCAAGUGAGAUCAGUUCAAAAUUAAGGAAACGUAACUAUUCUCAUAACAGGCGGGUUAGACUAUAUGAAGCCAAUUCGAAAGAGAUUUGGAGCAAGUCUAACGCCUGUAUUCUAAAAGCUCACACUCAAGGAGUGGAGGUUCAAUCUGAACUUCUUUGAGUGGCAAUGAUGUUUUUGAAUAGCUGAAGAGUUAGUGUUGUAACUUACUCUGUGACUACUCAUCCUCCAUCUGUUCAAUAACUGCACUGACACUCAAGAGAAGCUCAGAUUGAACCUCCACUCUUUGAGUAUGAGUGUGAGUGAGCUUUCAAAAUACAGGCGUAAGGCUAACAAGGUGCAUGGCAUAAUGCCGUCAGGCUACCACUAUUUUGGAUUUUUCAAUAUACUGUUAACUGUACAACAGGGUAGAUUCCGAUAAUACUAUUUUAAAUCAAUUAUAUAUUUUUAAUCUGAACCGUACUGUAUAUAUUUGACAUACAUCUGUUUCAAUAGACCUUAUGCAUAAUGACGUCAUAUGGCUUGAUGCCCGCGAGGAAUGCCGGUCUUAGUACGGGAAAUUUUCGAUAGUGGCCAGUUUGAAUUGUUUUAUUUUUCUGGGGCAUGACUACUAAGACCAGCAUUCGCCGGGUGCAUCAAGCCUUGUGACGCCAUUAUGCAUAAGGUCUAUUGGUCGAAUUUCAGAUGACUAUUUUUUCAUGUUAUUAUUCGCACAAUAAUGGAAGUUAACAGAAAAUUAAGAGGCGCUAGCUAACGUGCCACCUACCACAUCCACGAGCAUUCCUGUGGUUUCAGUCAUCGAUUUUACGGCGUCUAAUCCAGCUGUUAUUUCGGAGUUGUUUAUAUCGGCUACAUCCAGCCUCGAAUCCACCUUCCUUCCCUCAGAAUGUCUUGGCACCACCUACAAGUCAAUUUACUCUACGUUUACAGGCUACAUCAGCUCAGCAAUGUGGCCAUCCGUCGGCAUCUGUCAAUUCGCAGUAAUUUUCUAUUCGCAUUACCAGGUCUCGAAUUUGAAAAAAAUAAAGGCAAGGCUAGUUUGUCCUUGAAUGUUACUAAGUUUUUCAGGCCAGUACACAGGGCAUCAAGAUUCAAGGCCAGUUUGAAAAUUUUAUUCAGUUGCUAUUUUGAAGUUUCCAUGAGACAAAAAAAAUAUACAGAACAGCAACAAUAUUUAAUAAAAUGGCAAACAAAACUAUGGAUAUUUUUUUAAUACAUUAUUCAACAGACACGCUGACGGAAAGGUGCAUUUAAUUACUAUUUUAAAUUUAUUGCCAAUUUUACAAAUCAUACACUUGGUAUUCUAAAGCCUAAGACUAAGUACUGUAGUCUGGGGUUGAGGGCAAGCCACUACUGGCCAUGGAUUUCAGUAUAUUUCGAGGGCAUAGCGGCCAACAAGCAGGGCAUCGACUGCCAGUGGCCGCCGUGGCCGCCGCUAAAUUCGAGGCCUGCAUUACGUAGGUUUCGCAUUAGCCUGCGAGCAGGUUCACUGGGAGAAAGGAGAGCCUGCACGGAACCAUGCGUUUUAUUCAUUCAUCCCCUUUUCGCAUCUGCUAAACGCGAACCAAUCAGCGUCGACUGGGAUAAUAAACAAAGACUGCCAACUGUCAAAUUGACGCAGGGCGUGAAAUGUUCAACGAAGAAACUCGAAUGAUCGAAACAGUCCAAAGAUCGAUAACAUUUUUGUAUCUGCGAAUGCAGAUAUAUUGCUAUUGUGCGCGUACCGGAAUUUUGUAAGCGUGCUUCUAGCCAAUCAGCGACAGCGUAUAGAUGAAAUGACGUAAUGAUAAUAAUUUCAAAAUGGCGGUUUACUGAAGAAUGAAACAAAGGGAAAUUUGUGAAUUUACAGUUAAAAUUAAACAUCAAACGCAGUCAAAACAACGUAUUUUACUAGUCGGAAUAUGGCAAAGGUCGAGAGUGUAUUUUUGGCAAGCAUUUGAAGGGUUUUAUUAUUUAAUACGCAGAGAUUCAGCUUCAGAUUGGAAUAUCAAUACUUAUAGCAACAGUUGCAACCAGUCAUAAUUAUCAACUUGCAGUAUAUAACUAUAUAUCCUGAACGGGAUGCUCCCUUCUUCAAUCACCCCGAUGUCUGCAACUGAUUGUCUUUUCCAAGAACACCAGGUAAGCAAUUUAUACCCCCCUUCCCCUAUCCCAUACUAUAUUGUCUUACAAUCAACAACAACCAUAUAUCAUAAUUUUCAAACGAAGUCCUGUCAGAAAUUUUCAAACGAAGUCCUAAACCUUGAUGGAGAGUGGAUACAGCCUGGAGGGGACAAGAAGCUCUUUUCUUUUGACAACUCAAGUAUUGUAUGGUGAAAAACUAAAGGUUUGUUGCUGUUUAAAGGUGAGCAAUCAAUGGCUGUUAAAACGAAAAUUUGCGAAGCAAUGCUACAAGAAUCACUUUACCCACCAUCACAAACGCAUUCGGGCAUAUCGCCUGGUGAUCGUAUGGAUGAGAUCGAGAGUCUUAGAUCUGCCCAGUAA
Paramuricea clavata is the source of this 20218-nucleotide messenger RNA. Lineage: Eukaryota; Metazoa; Cnidaria; Anthozoa; Malacalcyonacea; Plexauridae. The record is from the annotation of a GenBank genome assembly.